Fusarium venenatum is the source of this 447-nucleotide messenger RNA. RefSeq lists its product as uncharacterized. The record is from RefSeq and is a predicted model, not a curated record. Lineage: Eukaryota; Fungi; Ascomycota; Sordariomycetes; Hypocreales; Nectriaceae.
AUGGUUGUUGAAAACGGAAAUAAAAUUUUCAUUCCUGUUGACCAGCUUACCACUACUGAGAUCAAUGUUGAGUGGGCCGCGAAAUACUCUCCCUACCGCUCUGAACAGUACUACGCCGUUCCAUGUUUCAACACAGAACAGAGUAACGAGGAGAUUGUUAUCUUCAUUCAGAAGAGCUAUCUCGGCGACCUGAAAAACAAGCAGUCCCCUGGAGAUGACUUAACCAUUAUUGUUGAUAAUUCUUUCCAGUAUGGCCAGAACAAAGAGAAGACGAAACGUUGGUUAUUGUUCCAUAACAAGGAAAGAGAAAUGCUCCAGUGGCGUUUCGUUGCAGCACUCACGUCCAAGCUGGGCCAGGACACUUCCAAGUUUGCCAAUGGUUUCUUUCCAACUGCCGACAUGUAUACACUCAGUAAACUCUUUGGCAAUCGCUUACACAACUUCUAA